Penicillium coprophilum is the source of this 1773-nucleotide messenger RNA. It is a transcript of the gene atg22-1, whose product is annotated as putative autophagy protein Atg22. The coding region runs from base 1 to 1773 and encodes 590 amino acids. The transcript has 2 exons. Gene Ontology annotation, biological process: amino acid transmembrane export from vacuole. Gene Ontology annotation, molecular function: transmembrane transporter activity. The record is from RefSeq and is a predicted model, not a curated record. Lineage: Eukaryota; Fungi; Ascomycota; Eurotiomycetes; Eurotiales; Aspergillaceae.
AUGAACAUACAGGAGAAUGUUGAGUGUCUUCCUCAAUAUCCUGGUGAUGACACCCGGCCGACCAGCAAGAGGGAGCUCGCUGGCUGGUAUUGCUAUGGCUGGGCUGCCGAGGUUUUUGUAGUAUGUGCUAUGGGUUCAUUUCUUCCGAUAACACUGGAACAGCUGGCCCGGGAUCGGGGCGUUCUGCUGUCUGACAAAACCACACCAUGCAGCGCAAGUUGGACCCCCUCGCUGCCAUCACCAGGUUCGGAUGCACCGGUCUAUCUUCCUCGGGUGUCAGAUGGCGGCCAGUGUAUCAUCUACUUCCUCGGCGCUGAAAUCAACACUGCGAGCUUUGCCCUAUAUACUUUUUCAUUGAGCGUUUUGGUUCAGGCAGUCCUGAUCAUUUCAAUGUCAGGAGCCGCUGACCACGGAACUUAUCGCAAGAAACUCUUGGUUGUUUUUGCUUUCGUUGGUUCAAUUGCGACCAUGUUGUUUUUGUUCGUGGUCCCUAAAAUUUACCUCCUAGGUGGACUGCUUGCAAUCAUUUCAAAUACUUGCUUUGGUGCAUCCUUUGUCCUGUUGAAUUCGUUUCUGCCCGUUCUCGUCCGCUACCACCCAUCGCUCAAGGAAGGUGAAGAGGUGACGCCGUCAGGUGGUAACGCGACGAGUCCCAUUGGCCCUUUGUUUUCUUCGGCCGGAGAUAUUGACCGAACAAACGUCAGUGACUCCACGCCUCUACUUGGGUCCAACGGGGAAAUCCCAAAAACGUCUGCUGCCUCUAUCACUUCCCUCGAGCUUAGACUUUCCACCCGCAUCUCUUCCAACGGUAUCGGUAUAGGUUAUAUCGGUGCAGUGCUUCUACAGGUGCUCUCUAUCUUAGUUGUCGUGGUCGUGCGUCCACCAACAUUCUCACUACGCGUUGUGCUCUUCCUGAUUGGACUAUGGUGGUUCUUCUUCACCAUCCCGGCAGCCUUGUGGCUGCGCACUCGACCAGGGCCACCUUUAUUGGAUAGUGACGGCAAACCGCUUCAUUCAUGGAUUGGACACUUGAUCUACGCCUGGAAAUCUCUUGGGAAAACCAUGAUGCGGGCGCGGCAACUGAAAGAUAUCAUGAUCUUUCUUGCUGCCUGGUUCCUUCUCAGUGACGGAAUUGCCACCGUCAGUGGCACUGCUGUCCUGUUUGCAAAAACCCAACUGAACAUGAAGCCUGCCGCCCUGGGACUCAUUAAUGUGAUCGUCAUGCUUGCAGGAGUAUUCGGUGCGUUUUCUUGGAGCUACAUAUCAAAUUUCUUCAACCUACGGGCCUCGCAGACAAUUGUUGCGUGCAUCCUCCUAUUUGAGCUCAUUCCACUGUAUGGUCUUCUUGGGUUCAUCCCGGCUGUGCAACGCGUGGGUCUAGGCCUUCAUCAACCUUGGGAAAUGUAUCCUUUGGGGGCCGUUUAUGGCCUAGUGAUGGGUGGAUUAUCAUCUUACUGUCGAAGUUUCUUCGGACAACUCAUUCCCCCAGGUUACGAAGCGGCUUUCUAUGCGCUGUACGCAAUCACCGACAAAGGGUCCAGCGUUUUUGGGCCAGCCAUUGUUGGCGCCAUUACGGAUCGCUACGGUGAGAUUCGACCUGCAUUUGUGUUCUUGGCAAUUUUAAUUAUUGUGCCACUACCACUUAUGCUGUUGGUGGAUGUUGACCGUGGAAAACGAGAUGCUUUAGCACUGGGAGUCGAAUUGGAUGGCAUACCGCAACGACCUGAAUAUGGGACCAUAUCUGACGGUCAAGUCAGUCCGAUCGAAAACUAA